AUGUCUGGAAUUGAAAGCACUUCGGGCCACGGUUUUGGCCGUGAACGUUCUUCCAGUUUCCGUGGUAACAAUGACGGGGGAAUUGAUAUACGUGGACGCUUAUAUUGUAUGAAUUUUGUAAUUCAAUGCAAGGCUUGGGUGCAUCCAAUAGGGCCUAAGAUCAUUCGAGAGUUGGAUGGGGCUCUUACUCAACUUGAAAAUAGUGGAGCUAUCGGUAUUGUAGUGAUCCCUGAUGAUGGAAGAUUUUCUUUUGAUGCGGUAAUAAGAGCAAAGAUGUCGGUACACUACAUUAUCCUUACGAAAGAAGGAUCAAUUUGUGAAGAUCUUAAAGCUGCUUACUGUUGA
Cetraspora pellucida is the source of this 345-nucleotide messenger RNA. NCBI's taxonomy places the organism in Eukaryota, Fungi, Glomeromycota, Glomeromycetes, Diversisporales, Gigasporaceae. The record is from the annotation of a GenBank genome assembly.